Messenger RNA from Leptosia nina, 2331 nucleotides. The record is from the annotation of a GenBank genome assembly. Lineage: Eukaryota; Metazoa; Arthropoda; Insecta; Lepidoptera; Pieridae.
AUGUCAAAGAGAUAUUUUCCUGAACAGUAUGGUGAAAGAAAAAAGGCUAAACUAGACGUGACUGUGUCUGAUCACAACUUUCCUCUCAGUCAAAAUCCAAGUUCAAGCAAGGCAAACAAUAUUUCGGACAAUUGGGGUGAUGAUAAUGAUGACGAAAUUUUACUCCUGGCGAGUCAAGCAUGCGAAGAGAUCUAUAACGAACAAAAUAUUAGUAACCUACCCGACUACUCCGUAUGUAUGCAACCGGGUACAACAAGCACUCAAUAUGACUCUGUACCAAGUACUUCCAAAACACCGUUUUCUUUCAAAAAACCAACUUCGAGCUUAUAUAGCGCUGUGUCGACAAAUUUAAGGGACAAAUAUGAAAGAAUAUCAUCACCUCUUCCUGGAAUUACAUCUAAGAUUAAUAAUAAGGAGCAUGUGAAUUUGUCUGAUGAUUUAAUUAUUAAUGACAGGGAGCUUAAAGGUCAAAAUACUGACCAAUUUUAUAAGCAGCUACUUCAACUAAAGGAGGAAAAUUCUAAACUAAAGUCGGAAAAUGGAAAACUUUUGGAAAAAUGUGUGACAAAAGAAGGAGAGGCAUCUAUAUUACGUACACAGUUAAAAACAUGUCAGAUGUCUGUUGAUAACGCAAGAUUAGAAAAGAUCAAAGUUCAAGAGAAAGCCCAAAUGGAAUGGAUGGAAAAAUUAGGUACUGCAAACAAACAGUUACAUGAUCUUCGAACACAGUUGGAUUUUAAGAACCUGGAAAUAAUAAGUAUAAAAGAAAAAUGCAAAAUGUUGGAAUCCUCUAAAAUUAAAUUAACCCAAGUAACAGUGGGAGCAAAUGACACAUCAAUCAGUCAUAAACACAACAGUUACAUAGAGAGAGACAAUAUGAGUCAAAAGAAAAGAGUAAAAACUAUCUGCAGCAGUGUUCAAACAGAAAAGCACGCACAUUUCUUGCAACUCAACAAAAUUAGAAGAAAAGAAAUAUCAACUUUAAAAAAAUUUCUACCUCUUAUAAUGGAGGCAGGAUCUGACCAAAAUUCUUUAUUAGAAUACAAUGAAAAACUAAAAAGGCUGGACGCACCUGUGAAUAAAUGUCGAAUUUUCAGCACAUUCCAUCGACUACCUUCUACCCCCAGUGCUAUUAAGCAGAAAAACAAGAUUAAUAUAACAAGCAUUUAUGAAGACUUGAUGCUUAUAGCUUCUGGAGAGUGCGGGAAAGAUACAUAUUUGAAUAUUACAAAGAUAAUGAAAGAUUCUUUAAAUGAUGUUCAUAAUGAAGUUAGUGCGAUAGCCCAACGAUUGACGACAGCUUUUCAGAAAGAGAUGGACGAAAAGUACAUAGAAUCUACAACUACCCUCAUGCCUAUUGAACUUGAGGAUUUAGUUAGUUCCAGAGAAUUAUUUAAAGAAGAACAAGUAAUACUAGCCAGACGGCUAACAACUAUAUUUUCUAUUUUACUACAAGAUAGUAAAUAUAUAGAUUUUUUUAAAGACAAAGAUAACGUGGAUAGUGAUAUUAAUGAACUUCUCAACAUAUAUUUGAAAUUAUGUAUUAUUCUGGAUACUACGUCAACAGGAGUUCUAUAUAGCGGCUUUUUAAAAUCUGUAUUACUUGUCCUCCAAGCGCUAAUAUCGCACACAUAUUCGUCUCAAAUGUGUGUCAUAGUCCGCAGUAUAAUACAGUCGCGACCAGCACCGAUUGUUUCGUGUGCAGCACUGCCUGUAUUGGUGGAAUUAAAUAAAAUAAAUGACUUGAAACUCUGCGCCGGUGCAGUUAUCGGAAAUCUGCGGCUGGACUAUGAUCAGGGUGUGCUGUUGUAUAGAAAAGAUUCGUGUCUUAUACAAGUUCUACUGAAACAAGUAGAAACAGCUUUAAAAUGUAUAGAAUUAAAUUGUUUAGUGCCACAAGCCGUGGAUGUAGGAAGAAAUUUAUUAUUGUUAUAUACAAGUUUUCAAACAAACUUAACGGAUGAUAGAAGGUGUGACUGUCAACUGGUGUUAAUGCAAGUCAUUGUAUUUGCUGUCAGGAUCUGUGCAAAUGCAUUAAAUAGAGAAGACAGUUCAGAUAUACAGACCGAACUAAUGAGUGUGUGUCGGAGUGGUAUACAACUCUUAUACCAGUGUGUAGUAAGAGAUGUGGAGUUUGUGUCACAACUCAGUUACUACGAAGGACACCUAAUUGGGCUCUGUGAAGUUAUCAACACUUAUAAACAUAGUGAGAUUUACACAACAAUGCUGUCCGAAAUCUCAAGCACAUACCAGUCGUCCCCGGAGGACAUGGAACCUUCCUUUACACAACCUUGGAUUGACAGUUUCGAGACAUUCAGUAUUGUUGACUGA